AAGAAAUGCUGAAGCUUCAAGCUGAAAAUGAUCAUCUGAAACUAGAAAAUACUCGGUUGAAAAGCGAUAUGGCUGUGAUGGAACAUGAAAUGAAGAGGCUCACUUCCAGAAUUGGACUAAUUCAAAAAAGCCGAGAAACUACCGAAAUGCAAGCAUCAGAAGUAUUGUCAGAAAACAAGGAAUUGAAACUGAAACUUGAAAGUUUAAACCGGAGAUUUCAGGAUUCUCCGAUUUUAGACGAAAAUCCUGUACACGUUCAUUUUGAAGAUACUAUUUCUGUUAAUUCGAACAUGACGGGCACAUCAUCCUAUAAACCAGAUCAAGAACCACAAUGGAGUACUGAAACUGGACCAGAUUUUGAUUCAAAAUGGAGUAAACAUAUCUCAAUUAUCAAAUCUCAUCCCGAUUUUAUUGUUCUCAAGAAUAAUAGUAGAUAUCAUACUCAAUGCUUGGACGAUUUCCUUUUCUCACGAAUCGUUGAUGGUGUGGCCACAGUGAAUGGAGUCCCGCUUCCAACCGGAGUUGUCAUGCAGCCAAAAUCCGAAUUCACGGUGUAUGCUCAAACUUCACAUGCUCGAGAGAUAUACGAUAAAAGUUGCAUUCUCCAUCGAUUCCAAACAUUUGGAACUGGAAAAAUCAUUGAAGAUAGACUAUUGGAUGCUGAAGGCAAUGAGGCAGCUAAUUAUUUGUUCUGUGUUUUCAAAGCUCUUUAAAAUUUCAAAUAUGUUAGCAUUCACGAUAGAUGAUCAAUUUUUUUCUAAUAUGAAAUUUUUAACGUCAGAAUUUUGUUACAAGUUGUCGCUUGCUGGGAAAAAUGACACACUUGUUCAAAAACUUCGAUAACGUGAUAAUAAAAAUUUGAAAGUGUUA
This is a messenger RNA of Caenorhabditis elegans, 870 nucleotides long. RefSeq names its product LZ_Tnp_IS66 domain-containing protein (gene F10C1.9). Bases 6 to 713 code for a protein of 235 amino acids. Lineage: Eukaryota; Metazoa; Nematoda; Chromadorea; Rhabditida; Rhabditidae. The record is from RefSeq and is marked reviewed. Gene Ontology annotation, cellular component: nucleus. The transcript has 3 exons.